ACAAAACAUAAACACAUGAAAGCCAGCAGAAACUUGAAUGGAACCAUCAGGCUCCGGUGUGAUAGUGCUUGUCUUUACUGUCUGGUCAUAUUUCUCUUUGUAAAUAUUUCCAGUAAAGCAAAUUUGAUAUCUUACAGGAGGAAAUGCUGCAAGGGCUUCAAGUUUGUAAUGGGCCAGUGCAUUCCUGAAGAUUAUGAUGUGUGUGCUGGCGCCCCCUGUGAGCAGCAGUGCACAGACCAUUUUGGCCGCGUAGUGUGUACUUGUUACUUGGGUUACCGUUAUGACCGUGAACGCCACAGAAACCGGGAGAAGCCCUACUGUCUGGACAUUGAUGAAUGUGCUGACAAAAACAUGAGCGCCUGCUCUCAGAUCUGCAUCAACACCGCGGGAAGCUUUAGGUGUGAGUGUGAGAAAGGCUAUUUCCUAGAAGACGAUGGGAAGACUUGCACCAAAGGGGAGAGAGCAGUUCAUCUCUUUGAGAAAUGUGAUAAUUUAAUGAAUGCUGGAACUUGCUCUGCCACAUGUGAAGACUUCCUCCAGAUCAAGAUGGCUGUGCUGCAGCUUAAGCAGAAGAUGGCCUUGCUGUCGAAUAGUGCUGACGUCCCUGUGCAGAUGAUGAAUGAGAAAAUUAUGACAUCACCUGUAUUUUUACCAGGACCUCCAGGUUCGCCAGGGCCUCCAGGAGAUAUAGGACCAGUCGGCCCUCCAGGAUUGGCGGGGGCCCCUGGUCCACCUGGUCCUAGGGGCUUGAUGGGACCAAUUGGACCAACACCAGACCUGUUCCACAUCAAACGUGGCCCUCGAGGACCUCUGGGCCCCCCAGGAGCACCAGGGAGAGAUGGCCUAAAGGGGGAGAGAGGAGCUCCCGGGCCUGCUGGACCACCAGGACCCCCAGGAUCCUUUGAUUUCCUGCUUCUGCUGAUGGCAGAUAUCCGCAACGACAUCGCUGACUUGCAGAGCAAGGUGUACGGUCGGCCAAUGCACUCUCCGGAAGAGGACAUUCCUUUGGCGCCAGACAGCUGGAGAGACACAGCGGACAGUUUGGAUGCUGGAUCGGGGGAGGAUUAUAAGGAACCUCCGUCUCAAACAGGCCGGUGGUCCAAAAGGAACAAGAAGAGAAAACCAGGGCGAGAGAGAACAAACUGAUCACACUGAUAAUGAUGGGAGGCCUUGAAUGCUGUCAGGUGUAAAUAUUGAAGCGGUCUGCUUUUGUAUUUAAUGGUUUUUAAGAACAUAUUUUAUGCAGUUUUAUUACAGAUGUUUAUUUUUUUAUAAGACUUAAAAUGGUGUUUCUGUCUUUUAACAAAUGUAGGUAGACUUUGGCAGUAUUUAUGUAUUUUAGACUGUAUGUUAUGAGAAACUGAACAAAACAAUAUCUAAGGAUUGACACUCGUCAAAAGAUGCAGAAAAUCCCCACAGUUGCUGCUUUGGACCUUAUUAAAGUAACUUUAAUGUUUUUCAUCCAUAAACCACCAGAAUAAUAAUUUCAGUUAUCAAAGUUGAAGUUUUUGGAAAAGUAGCAGCACUGUUCAUUUACUUGACUGAUAAUCAACGUUAUUUAUGUCCAAAUUAAGAUUAUUUGUGGCCUGAAUGGUUGUUUUAAAAUGUAAUGUACAUUUUAGUUUUUUAGUUUUACACAGAUGUGCUCCAGUUAUGGGCCUGUUGUGAAACAGCCCCUGCUAAAGACAUCCUCAGUUUACAAAACUGUUUGCAGUAUGUUUGAAAAACAUUAAUCUGAAUUAAAGAAUUAUGCCACCUUUAUUUUUGAUAUGAAAACAGAAAUAAAUAUACUUCAAAAGUAGUGUCCAAUUUUAAUAACUGGAUAACAAUAUAUUGCACAUGAAAAGAUAGAACAAGCAUCGUGAUGACUAAAUUCUUUGUUUAGUUAAAAAAUGGCUCAGGUAUGGAGAAAAUAAACAAACUGUAAACAUUGGCUAAUACAAAGCAGUUUAACUCAUUAAAGUUCAGCUGAUGAGUCUUAAUGGUUUUCUCCACAAGAGGGAGAAAUCACAUAGAAGACUUAAAGGACAUAUAAAGAGAAGAAGGUAACAUAUUACAAAAAAUGUAUCUCUUUAUAUUUCAUUUAACUUCUCAGAAAAAUAUGAUUGCUAUUUGAUUAAUGUAAUAUUUAUUUUUCUAGAGAUCAAUAAAGACCAACUCAGACCUCUUAA
Messenger RNA from Poecilia latipinna (sailfin molly), 2171 nucleotides. Its product is annotated as collagen and calcium-binding EGF domain-containing protein 1-like. The coding region runs from base 16 to 1146 and encodes 376 amino acids. The transcript is spliced from 9 exons. The record is from RefSeq and is a predicted model, not a curated record. NCBI's taxonomy places the organism in Eukaryota, Metazoa, Chordata, Actinopteri, Cyprinodontiformes, Poeciliidae. Gene Ontology annotation, molecular function: calcium ion binding.